AUUUUUCGUUCGCGUAAAUUUUUUGUUUGUGUAUGAGUUGAUGAUUUCAUAAAAAAAAUUCAUGUCGCCAAUUGAAAAUGGCCGAUCAAUUUACAGAACAAUUCGUAGCCGAUAUUAAAAAGGUAUUCAAUUUUUUUGACCGAGAAGGUAGAGGCUUCAUCAAAUCUCAUCAAUUAGGGACAUUAAUGAGAGCAUUAGGUGUUAAUCCAACGGAAGCGGAGCUCUUGGUGUUUAUAAAAGAAAUCGUUCCCGAGCAGGAUGGAACGAUAAACAUCGACUUUCCAGAAUUUUUAACCUUCAUGGGAAGACAAAUGAAAAACAUAAAAGAUGAAGAAGAAUUAAGGGAAGCCUUUAGAAUUUUUGAUAAAGAUGGAACAGGGUACAUAUCGGCGAAAGAACUACACCACAUAAUAACCCAUCUGGGAGAACCUUUGAGCAGAACCCAAGUUAACAGAAUGAUGAUAGAUGCGGAUACUGACGAGGAUGGACAAAUUAAUUAUGAGGAUUUUGUAACAUUGAUCACUAGUAGUUAUAAAAUGAAAAGUAAUUAUUCGUAAUAUGCAUCA
Messenger RNA from Diorhabda carinulata, 566 nucleotides. RefSeq lists its product as uncharacterized. The record is from RefSeq and is a predicted model, not a curated record. Bases 78 to 557 code for a protein of 159 amino acids. Gene Ontology annotation, molecular function: calcium ion binding. Gene Ontology annotation, cellular component: myosin II complex. The transcript is spliced from 2 exons. NCBI's taxonomy places the organism in Eukaryota, Metazoa, Arthropoda, Insecta, Coleoptera, Chrysomelidae.